AUGACUCAAAUGAUUAGGGUCCAUCAUACCACGAGCUUAUGCACAGCAUACUGGGCAUCACUGAGCGGCUGCAACUUCGCCGCUCCUGAUCUAGUAAUACGCGGACUGAUCGUUGACGGCGAACCUGUGCCGGAUUUCCGGGAUUCGUCUGACAAAUCACAUGAUUACUGUGUAAACAUCACUGAAUGCUUUACAUCGAUCGCUACUCCUCAGAGAGUGGAUCAGUGGUCUUCCGAUGCCAGUGAACUCUCUUAG
Messenger RNA from Botrytis fragariae, 255 nucleotides. RefSeq lists its product as uncharacterized. The transcript has 3 exons. The coding region runs from base 1 to 255 and encodes 84 amino acids. Lineage: Eukaryota; Fungi; Ascomycota; Leotiomycetes; Helotiales; Sclerotiniaceae. The record is from RefSeq and is a predicted model, not a curated record.